Ostreobium quekettii is the source of this 834-nucleotide messenger RNA. NCBI's taxonomy places the organism in Eukaryota, Viridiplantae, Chlorophyta, Ulvophyceae, Bryopsidales, Ostreobiaceae. The record is from the annotation of a GenBank genome assembly.
AUGGGCGGCCGGCGAGCGUGGCUGGCGGCCCUCUGCCUGGCCGCCUGCUUGGGCUCGGGGCUCGUGGCUGCUGUCGAAGAAGAGGCAAAUUCGGAGAACUGCGGCACGGGCUCCCUCUCCUUUUUUAGCGCACCUGCUGAACGCAGCCGCUGGCCAUGGAUGGUGUCGCUGAGGCAUCCCAUCUUCAAUCAACAUGUGUGCGGUGGCACGUUGGUGGCUGCAGAGUGGGUCCUUACAGCUGCUCACUGCGUGGACCCUGUGCACGGAAGCACAACAGCAGUGAACAACCCAAUUGCAUGGAUUAAUGGGUUGGAGCUGAACAAUGCGUCCGAUUUUGCAGAGAGAAUCAACGUCACUCAGACUUUACCACACCCCAUGUUUCAGAACCUGAUGCACGAUCCAUACGAUGUGGCGCUGCUGAAACUCGAACAGCCCUCAAAUGUCACUGCAGUCAAGCUUGCACCAAUGAAUUCGAUGCUGGUGGAGGAUGACUGGCUGGCCAACAUGGGCUGGGCCCGAUCGACUGCCCGGGGUCCCUUCGCUUCCAGUAUGCAAGAGUUUCUUCUUGACUUCGUCGACCAGGAGGUGUGCGAUGCAGAGACAGAACCGUCCACUGGCAUGGUCUGUGCGGGAAAUGGAAUGGCCGAUGCCUGCUCUGACAGUGGGACCCCCCUUGUGCGGGUGCUGUGCCCAGGAGCGGACGAGCAGAUCGGCGUGACCCCAAAUCCUGCCGGGGAAUGUGGCGCGUCAGGAGCGCCAAGCACCUAUGCAAGCUUGACCAACCCUGAUGUGAGGGAGUUCAUUACUGAUACACUGAGUGAAGACAAGAGCUGA